AUGAAUUAUUUUAUCAAAUUGAACGUACAAAAAUCCCAUCUUAAAUCUUUACUUGUGCCUCAAGUAUUUGUUAGGCCCGCUCUAACCAAGACAACGCAGUUGCAGAAUACGUUUCAACAAGCAAUUGAAUGGCAACCCAGUUUGAGUGGGCUUGGCCCAUACCCACCGAGUCAUCCACGUCUUGUCCCAAAAAAACCCUUAAAUUCAACGGCUACAUGGACACACACAAAUUGGAGCUCAUACUCUUUCGAAGUGUCAGAUUCAGAGUCGUCUUGUCUUGGAGGUCGUGGAUGCUACGAGGAUUCUUGUUUGUUCAAGAUUGUUAAAAUGGAUUUUGAUGAGUAUGAAUAUUUAGAAAAGACGGUGGAAAAUCCGGAACAUCGAGAAUCAAAAGAAGCAGUGAAUGGCGGUGAAACUGUUCUUAAAUCCGAAGAUAAGGACCGGAGGCGGCGUUCUAGGCAUAGAAGUGAUAUGAUUGGUAAUGAUGCCAAUCACCGGUUAAAGCGCACAAAAUCGGGAGACGAAUCUCGUGAUCGUGAUAAAGAGAGGGGACCAUCGGUGCACCGUUCGUCUUCAAGAGAUAGGGAGAGGAGCGAUAGGGAUGGACACAGGAGUAGCCGGGAACAUAGACACAGGAGUAGCCGGGAACAUAGACACAAGGACCAUGAGGGGGUUAGGGAGGAGAGGAACGGAAAGGAGAGAGGAAGAGACAUAGAUAAAGACACAGAGAAGGAUCGUGACCGGGUCAGGAGAGAGCGUGAUCGUGAACGUGGAAGAGAGAGGGACAGGGAUACAGAGCGAGAGCAAGAGCACUCAUAUCGCAGCAGAAGCCGCUCAGAAAGGCAUGGGGAUGAGCAGGACAGAGAGAAGAGUCCUGACAGGAAUAUUGAAAGGGACAGGGAGAAGGAAGUCAGAGAACGAGGUCGAGAAAGCAGAGGCCCGAAGUUAUUGGACAAAUACUCAUUUGUUCUGCCCAGAGUAGAAGAACAGAGCCCUCUUGAGCGGCCAUGGGGACAAUGUUGGGUUCACGUUACUCUAAGUCAACUGUUAUGCACUGCAUUUUUCAAUUUUGUCAAUCUUCAACUCAUGGAUCGGUGGGGAUUUUGUGGGCAGUUGGGGUGGUGGUGGGGGGUUUUUGGUGUGAUGAUGGAUUUCAAUGGAGGUGGAAAUAAUGGUUUCCGUGGUGGAUUUGGCGUGUUUCAGGUAUUUGUGGCUGUGGGUAAAGAAAGAGGGGUGGUGAGUCAGCAACUUUGGUGGGUUUACUGUUGGCCAGUAUUGACUCGGUGGACUGUAGUGGUGGGUUCACCAUUUUCUAGUAUUGAGGUGGGUGGAUGUGGUGUGCAUGUGAAGAAAUGUAUGUUGACGCCUGACGGUGGUGAGUUGGCUGGUGAUGACUAUCUCGAACCUGUCAAGAGCUUGCAUUGCAAGACUGGGGUUUCAAUGUGGGAGGUCUUUAGUGGUGUGGUGAUGUCAUGUUAUGAUUUUCGUUAUCCUCCGAAUAUAAUAAAUGCUGAUGAUGGAGUAACUGCCUUUGCGUUACAGAAGCUAUGCUUCUUAAGGAGCCUCUUAUUGCAAAUUUCAAUACUUGGUGUCCAGGACAGCACAAUUUAUUACUGGAUACAUGGGUUCUCAUCCAAUACAUGGGUUCGGCCUUUACAACAUAAAGACAAGAAGGAAGAAGUGGCAGGGCCAGAGGCUGAUCCUGAACGGGAUCAGCGGACAGUUUUUGCUUAUCAGUUUAUUACUGGGGCUUCAGUUACCAUAUGCUGCUGCCCGCAAAUCUGGCAGAUAUCUUUGAAGGCAGAUGAAAGAGAUGUGUAUGAGUUCUUCUCGAGGGCUGGAAAGGUUAAUCCUUGUUCUUCUGAUUGUCCUGAAUCCUGA
Messenger RNA from Ilex paraguariensis (yerba mate), 1881 nucleotides. Lineage: Eukaryota; Viridiplantae; Streptophyta; Magnoliopsida; Aquifoliales; Aquifoliaceae. The record is from the annotation of a GenBank genome assembly.